AUGUUCCCGAAAGCCUCCUUCGAAAGACAGGGGAAUAAGCCAAUUAUGCCAUAUUUAAAUGAUAGUCAAUUGACGAAUGAAAGCGAGAAAAUCCAGACAACCCUAGGGAAACGAACAAUUUCUGAUAAUCCACUCUCAUCACUCUCUGACGUUACUCAAAUAUUCGAUUCGAAUUCGAAACCAGGACAUAAGAGUCCGGAUAAAAUGUUUCCAGCAGCUUCAUUUACAAGGCAACGACCGGAACGAAAGAAUAGUCCGUCUGUCAAUGAGAAGAAAGAAUCGUUGAAGCCGCUGGCAGAUGUUAGCAGAAACAUGGAGCCGAGAGCAAACCCUCAUCAGCCUGACGUGAUGUUCCCAGAAGCAUCGUUCAAAAGAAUUAAGCCACCAAAAAAGGUUGCGAGUAAAAGUGAUUUCGAGAAAAUGGAUUCACUGAAACCUUUGGAGGAUGUUAGCAAAAUAAAAUACUCGCGAGAGGUUUUUGGUAUGAAUCAACCGGACAACAUGUUUCCAGAAGCGGCGUUCACGAGAAUCAAACCGGAGAAAAAGUUGAACAGCCCGUCACAAAAAGAGAAACAAUCGUUGAAGCCGUUGGAUGAUAUCAGCAAAUUAAUGCAUUCUAGAGGCGCAAUAAGUCCCCGCGCGCCUGAUAGCAUGUUUCCGGAAGCAGAAUUCACUAGAAUCAAGCCCGAGAAAAAACCAACGAGUCCAUCGAAAACUGAGAAAAUGUCAUUAAAACCACUCUCGGAUGUUAGUAAACUAAUGUAUUCCAAAGAAAUUACGGACCCGAAACCGCCGGACACAUUAUUCCCGGAGGCGAAGUUCACAAGACACGGCGACUUGAGACUUAUGAAGGAAUCGUUUGCUACGAAUUCUGCAAUAAGCAACGAGUCGUCGAAUGAUAGUACAAGCCUCGCUGAAAAUCUUCCGCAAGUUUUCUACUCGACCGAUGGAAAAUUAGCGAUUGUUUUGAUGAAUGCCAAUAAAACUAGUCAGAUUGAAUCCGAAUUGGCAAAAAAAGUUGCUCCAUCGUUGGUUUAUUCGCCGGAAAUCUAUGACAGUUCGGAAAAUGUUUCCACAUUUCCUCAGGUCCCGAAACAGCUUGAAUCGAAGUGUGCGGCUGAUAUUGGCACAAAGAUUGAUGCUAAUUUGAUGAUUGGACAUCAUCAGUUAAAAAUCACUGGCGUUUUCCAAGGUGAAAAAAUUUCGAAAGAGAAUAUCAAGAAAAUUGCGGUCAAUGGUCACUUGAUAAGUUUUUGA
Molecule: messenger RNA, 1257 nt
Organism: Caenorhabditis bovis
Lineage: Eukaryota; Metazoa; Nematoda; Chromadorea; Rhabditida; Rhabditidae
Source: the annotation of a GenBank genome assembly